ACAAUCUAGGUGUAGCAAACUUGAAUGCAGUUCGUAAAAUAGGCGCUGAGAAUGGAGGUAAUCAAAUUGGUAGUUUGAACACUGCAGGAAAAUUUUGCAAUGCAUGUGCUACAAAAAUUGGCAGAAUUGAAGUGGGAGUCACAACUGGUACUGAUAUUAUUCCAAAUGGAACAUGGAAUGAAGACUA
Racocetra persica is the source of this 187-nucleotide messenger RNA. The record is from the annotation of a GenBank genome assembly. Lineage: Eukaryota; Fungi; Glomeromycota; Glomeromycetes; Diversisporales; Gigasporaceae.